Messenger RNA from Melanaphis sacchari, 991 nucleotides. RefSeq lists its product as uncharacterized. The transcript has 5 exons. NCBI's taxonomy places the organism in Eukaryota, Metazoa, Arthropoda, Insecta, Hemiptera, Aphididae. The record is from RefSeq and is a predicted model, not a curated record. Bases 199 to 819 code for a protein of 206 amino acids.
AAGUGCCAAAGUGCAAGUAAUAGGCAAUAAAAUGAUUUCUCUUCACUAUUUUUUAAUAAUAAAUAAUUAUUAGAAGUUAUUAAUUGAUGAUUUUACAGUUGAUUGUACACUUUUGUUUCGCAUUUUUGGAUUGAAAUAUUGUUAAAUUAUAUUACCCAACAAUUUUCUUAAAAUGUUUUAUUACCUAACAUCAACAUAAUGUAUUUAAUUUGUUUCAUAUGUUUGGCUAGUUACCUGAAAGGUAUUUUACCAAUAGUAUUAUCCAGUCAUACAUUUACUCCAUACAGUUUAAUUCGUUUUGCUCGCAGUACACAGAUUCACAGUUUAAAAACUGUCCCUUCUAGUUUUGGACUUGUUAAUAAUGUACAAGUAAACAAUAAGUCACAAAUUAUUUUAUUAACAGAAAAUUCUACAGAACUCAAUGAUAAUUUUGCUUUAAAAGAACAAUAUGAACUUCAGAAUGAAACAGAUAUAAUUGAUAGAUCAAAUGACACAUACACAAAUAUUACAUCUUUACCGGAAAUUUCAAGUUAUAUGAAUUCUCAUUUUGUUUUGAUAUCGGGAGCUUCUCUUGCUGGCUGUGUGAUUCUUCUAUCAUUUGUUAUUUUAGGAUAUAUAAUGUACAAAAAGAGUAGAUGGAAUACUCCACAAGCACUUGAUCAUUGUAGCAAUGCAGACUCUAUUGGUUACUUAGAUGACAUGUUCAAAGAAAAUUCAGAUGAAAUGUAUAGUUUGGAUAACGAUUCAUUUCUAAAUAGUUUGGAAGCCAUGACAAUUCAAAACUAUUGGACCGAAAAUGUCAAACAUACUAAAUUAUAAAUUUAGUAGAAAACUAUUUUAUUAUAUAAUGAAUUCAUGUAGUCAUUAGUUUGCCACAUUAUCACACUUCAUAUACAUACCAUAAAAAAAAUUGGAUCCAAGUUAACAUUGUUAUGCCUAUGGUUUAUUCUUAAAUGUACAGAAAAUAUUUUUUAUAUUUAGUCUUUUUCUG